Molecule: messenger RNA, 4657 nt
Organism: Anguilla rostrata (American eel)
Lineage: Eukaryota; Metazoa; Chordata; Actinopteri; Anguilliformes; Anguillidae
Gene: wdr26a
Product: WD repeat domain 26a
Exons: 14
Coding region: 450-2303 (617 amino acids)
Biological process (GO): proteasome-mediated ubiquitin-dependent protein catabolic process
Cellular component (GO): GID complex
Molecular function (GO): protein binding
Source: RefSeq, a predicted model, not a curated record
CAGAACCAUAGGUAUUUCCUGCGACGUCACUGCAUCUGGACUCCAUUAACGAGUUUGGGGUGCUUUGGAUAGAAACAACAACAAAACAGAGGGAGACGAGGCAAGCGCUCAGAGGUUGCAGUGGGGUUGCGUGAGCGGAGUCCAGGGUCUGACACUGGUCUUCCAGCCCCCGACUUAACUGCUUUCAACCACCGACACUAUCUGCUAGGUAGCUAACUCUGGCCUCUGCUCCCCCCUCCUCCUCCGACUCGGACACAGGUGGAGCCUUGCCGCCACCGCGGAAGAAACAACGAGUCUCGGUGGCGGAGGGAGCAGGAGAGCCCGGUGCUUCAGUGACAGCGGGCCUCUCUGCUGUUGUUGGGGAACAUUCAACUUUUGCGCACCCUCUUUCAGCGCCUGUCGCCAACUUCUUUAACAGAAACCCCGUUACUAAUAUAAACAGCGAUAGCAUGCAGGCCAACGGGGGAGGACAAGGACAAAAUCAGGAGCUGUCCUGUUUAAAUAACGCACAAAACGGAGAGUCGUCGUCUACCGGAGCAGCGCACUCCAAUGGGCUGAUUUCCAGUGCUAACAACGGUAGUACUGUCAGUACCAAUAACGGGAUUGCGGUCGGGACAACCUCAGUAUCCGCAACUACUUCUACUGCCGCGGGUUCUGGCUCGGAUGUCGGGUCUACCUUGAAAAAGAAAAAGCGUCUUUCUCAGUCAGAAGAAGAUGUCAUCAGACUGAUUGGACAACAUCUACGUGGGUUAGGACUUAAUCAGACGGUGGACCUGUUGAUGCAGGAGUCUGGCUGCAGACUGGAACAUGCAGCUGCAACCAAGUUCCGCAACCAUGUAAUGGAGGGAGAGUGGGACAAGGCUGAAAGUGACCUGAAUGAGCUCAAAGCACUGAUGCACUCUCCCAGUGCCAUUGUGAAGAUGAAGUUCCUGUUGCUGCAGCAGAAGUAUCUGGAGUUCCUGGAGGACGGGAAGGUGUUGGAGGCGCUGCAGGUCCUGAGAGGGGAGCUCACGCCACUCAAGUACAACACAGAGCGCAUUCACGUCCUGAGCGGGUAUCUGAUGUGCAGCCAUGCAGAGGACCUGCGUGCCAAAGCGGAGUGGGAGGGCAAAGGGGUCAGCUCCCGCUGCAGACUGCUGGACAAGCUGCAGACGUACCUGCCCCCCUCCGUCAUGCUGCCACCCCGCAGGCUGCACACUCUGCUCAGGCAGGCUGUGGAGCUGCAGAGAGACCGCUGCCUCUACCACAACACCAAGCUGGACAGCAGCCUGGACUCGGUGUCCCUGCUCCUGGACCACGCCUGCAGCCGGUACAGCCUGCCCCAGCCAAAACAGUUCCCCUGUUACACUCAGCAGAUCCUGACGGAGCACUGCAACGAGGUUUGGUUCUGCAAGUUCUCCAACGACGGCACGAAGCUGGCCACGGGAUCCAAAGACACUACCGUCAUAAUCUGGCUGGUGGACCCGGAGACGCACCAGCUGAAGCUGCUGAGGACCCUGGAGGGACACGCGUAUGGAGUCUCCUACCUGGCCUGGAGCCCUGAUGACUCCUACCUGAUCGCCUGCGGCCCGGAUGACUGCUCAGAGCUGUGGCUCUGGAACAUACAGACGGGGGAACUGCGGACGAAGAUGAGCCAGUCACACGAGGACAGCCUGACCAGUGUGGCCUGGAACCCGGACGGCAAGCGCUUUGUUACUGGAGGCCAGAGAGGCCAGUUCUACCAGUGUGACCUGGACGGGAACCUGCUGGACUCCUGGGAGGGCGUGCGGGUGCAGUGUCUGUGGUGCCUGAGCGACGGGAGGACGGUGCUGGCCUCCGACACACACCAGCGUAUCCGUGGAUACAACUUUGAGGAUCUGACGGACAGGAACAUAGUACAGGAGGACCAUCCCAUAAUGUCUUUCACCGUGUCUGAAAAUGGAAGAUUAGCUCUGUUAAAUGUCGCCACUCAGGGAGUGCAUCUAUGGGACCUGCAGGACCGGGUGCUGGUGAGGAAGUACCAGGGUGUGACCCAGGGCUUCUACACCAUUCACUCCUGCUUCGGAGGCCAUAAUGAGGACUUCAUCGCCAGCGGGAGCGAAGAUCACAAAGUGUACAUCUGGCACAAGCGCAGCGAGCUGCCCAUCGCCGAGCUGACCGGACACACGCGCACCGUCAACUGCGUGAGCUGGAACCCCGCCCUGCCCGGCCUCAUGGCCAGCGCCUCGGACGACGGCACGGUCCGCGUGUGGGGCCCCGCCCCCUUCCUGGACGUGGACGCAGAGGGUCUGAACGAGAACAGCUGCUGCACCAUGGACAGUUGAUGGUCACCACAGAGAGGGAAAAAAACUGCUCUCAGUCGAUGGGUACCGCAGAGAGGGAAAAACUGCUCUCAAAUGAAUCAAAUUCAGAUAUGAAGAGAUGAAAAGGAGGUGAAGGAAGGAAGGUUUCAUUUUUGAAGCGGGCUGCAUAUAUGCGCCCAGCCACGGCGAGCGUCAUGGCGGAAUGUGGACUAAUCAUUGGAACUGAACCGUCAGGAGGCCUGCCCACGACCUCCUGACCUCUGACCCCUGACCCGGACACGUGACCGGCUGCACUCCCUGUCUCAUACCCCCCACUGCCUGAAGAAACUCGGCCCCCUCCGCCCCACUGAGUGUGACUCACCCCCAUACCCCCUUCCAGCCAUCCCCCCUCCACACGCACACACACUGACACUGACACACACACAUGCACACACAGACACAGAAACACACACACACAAAGGCACAGACACACACACAUGGACACACAGACACAGGAACACACACACACACACACACAAAGGCACAGACACAUACACAUGCACACACAGACACAGAAACACACACACACACACACUGACACACACACAUGCACACGCAGACACAGAAACACACACACACACAAAGGCACAGACACAUACACAUGCACACACAGACACAGAAACACACACACACACACAAAGGCACAGACACAUACACAUGCACACACAGACACAGAAACACACACGCACACACACAAACCAGGGGACACCAGAGUGAGAUAUCAAGUUUAUUUAUUUCAUCUUCUGCUCUUUCCUGCACUUUGGGGAUUAUCAUCCAAGACCCCUCAAAAACAGAUGCUUGUUUGAAUUUUUUAUAGUUAUAUUAUAUUGUUAUAAUUUAUCAGUUGAAUAGAGAGACUUGAAUAAUGGAAAUGGUGUGUUUUAUUGCAAAGUUUUCUGGAAAUCUCACUUUCUCCCUUUGUUUCUCUGUUAAAACCACACUCACACAGUUAAUGGAUGGUCACACUGAAUUAUAGAGAAUUUUAAUCAGAAUGAUUUGCAGGGAUUUUAACAGAAUCUGACUUAUUUAACCAGGGAACAGAACUACACUCAAUGACUUUUUUUCUUUUUAGUUUUAUAUUCAUCUUUAAUACUGCAUUUCAUCCCCAUCCCCCUUCCUUUUUUUUCUAUUUCCUUGACCUCCGUGAAUAUGUUUUAAAAAAAUCAGAUUCUUGCCCAUGUGACCGGAGAAGGCGCCACAGACUGGGGGACGUGGUUCAUUUGUGUGUGUGUGUGUCUGUGCAUGCUGGGGGGGGUGUGGGGGUGGGGGUGGCAGGGGUUAAUAUGGGAGCUUUUUCCCUCUUGCACUUUCUGUCACAUUAACCCCGGGUGAUGGCAUGCUGAUGAGGGACGUAUUCACCAGGAGUGCUAACACGGAGCCCAACAACCACAACUCAGCACUGGAACCCCGUAAGUCCUGCUUUCCUCUCUCCUGCCACCCUCUUCUGCUCCUGCCUUUUUUUCUCUCUCCCUCCUGCUCUCUCCUCAUCUUCCCUUCCUCUCUUUCCCUUUUUACUCUUCCUCUGUCCCCUUUUUUCUCAGAUUCCCUCCAGUAGACGGGCAUUAACGCUGUUUUUGCUUUGCAAAUACCUUUGCGGUGGACUAUUUACCUUUAACUGCUUUUCACCCUGUGUUUUAUGGAUUUUUUUGUUACUAAUUUCUGUUGUGUCAUUUCUUUCCCGUUAUAUUAAAAUAUACCUUGCCUGUGGGUCCCUAUAAUUUAUACUUUUGUGCAUCUCUUUAACUUUUGCACCGUUUCUAAAUGUAUAACUGUAUACUUACACUUGAGAUGUUAUUAGGAGUGCUGGUAGGAUUGCAUUACGGCCCAUUUGGCCAUUAACUGAAACAGUGAAGUAAGACUUUUGCCUGAUUUGGUGUGCUGUAUAUUAAUAUGCUGUUUGAUUAUGGUAUAUAUUAUAAUAUACGCCAACUAAGUCACAGGCUACUUGCUCUGAAUACAGCGUCUCGCCUGCAUCAGGUGAGCCUCCAGUUUUUAUCUCAUACCACAGUGAAGCAGUAACACACAAACACACACCUCUCCAACUUAGAGAAGCAUAGAGGUGCUCAAACUUCUUAUGCAAGUUCAUUUUUUUGGUUUUCUAUUUUUUCUGUUUUCAAAGCUUGUAUCUUUUUAGUGACCUCGCUGUAAAGCCUUUGCCAGGUGAGAUGUCUCUGGGUAUGACUUUUGUUUUGUUUUGGGUGGAGCAAUUGGUUCCGAGGACGUAUUUGCAUUUAAAUGUGUUACUACAAAAGUGAUUGUAUUGUUAUGUUAUGUGUUGGAGAAGUGUUAUGUAUGCAUAUUUUCAAUAAAGCAUUCAGGGUUUUAAAAAAAGGAAA